CAAACCAGCACAUCCAGCUUCACAAUGCCAGCCGAUUUCAACGGCACGUGGGAGAUGCUCAGCAAUGACAACUUUGAAGAUGUCAUGAAGGCUUUGGACAUCGACUUCGCCACCCGUAAGAUCGCAGUGCAUCUCAAACAGACGAAGGUCAUUGUGCAGAACGGGGACAAAUUUGAGACCAAAACUCUCAGCACCUUCAGAAACUAUGAGGUCAAUUUCGUCAUUGGAGAGGAGUUUGACGAGCAGACAAAAGGCCUGGACAACAGAACUGUUAAGACCCUGGUAAAGUGGGAUGGAGAUAAACUGGUGUGUGUGCAAAAGGGAGAAAAGGAGAACCGUGGCUGGAAGCAGUGGAUUGAAGGAGACUUGCUUCACUUGGAGAUUCAUUGUCAAGACAAAGUCUGCCAUCAAGUCUUCAAGAAGAAAAACUAAUGCUCCAAAAAGGCAGCUGGUUUUUCACUCCUGGGUUUAAUGUUGUGCUGUGUGUAUUUAUUAAAGCAAUUUUAAUAAACAGCCAAAAACUUUCA
Danio rerio (zebrafish) is the source of this 527-nucleotide messenger RNA. RefSeq names its product retinol binding protein 2a, cellular (gene rbp2a). Lineage: Eukaryota; Metazoa; Chordata; Actinopteri; Cypriniformes; Danionidae. The record is from RefSeq and is marked validated. Gene Ontology annotation, molecular function: lipid binding.